Messenger RNA from Dreissena polymorpha, 1974 nucleotides. Its product is annotated as tRNA (guanine(26)-N(2))-dimethyltransferase-like. NCBI's taxonomy places the organism in Eukaryota, Metazoa, Mollusca, Bivalvia, Myida, Dreissenidae. The transcript is spliced from 7 exons. The record is from RefSeq and is a predicted model, not a curated record. Gene Ontology annotation, molecular function: RNA binding. Gene Ontology annotation, cellular component: nucleus. Gene Ontology annotation, biological process: tRNA N2-guanine methylation. Bases 164 to 1912 code for a protein of 582 amino acids.
UCUCUUUCCACUCAAAAGUAAUACACACGCCGGUUGCGACAUUUUGUAAACAAAGCAUUCAGCUGACGAUGAUCAGUCGCUGGAGUUUGACACAACGUGUUUGUGACGUUUCUUUAAAGGUGUUUGAAUUUAUUAGGUUUUAUCGUUUUCAAAUAAAAAGCACAUGAGGCUCAGUAGAUGGUCUGGAAUUUGCAGACCAAAUGUCCUGUUUAAUGAGAAGUUGAUCAUUUCUAGUCUUCACAACAUCAGUAAAAGGUUCAUGAUGGAUAACCCAAAUCAAGAUGAUUCACCACAUGCCACAGUACAGGCUACACAAUUUCAACAGGUGUCUGAAGGAAAGGCCACAAUUGUGCAGCCGGAGUCGGUCUUCUACAACCCUGUGCAACAAUUCAACAGGGAUAUCACUAUUGCAUUUAUAUCAGAGUUUGCAAAAGACCACCUGGAGCAUGUUAAAGAACAAAGACUGAAGAAAAAUGAACUUGAUACUGUAACAGAUGAUAUGGCAGAACUAGUUGUGGGUAAAAGCCACCCCAAUGGCUUGCGGAUACUGGAGGGACUAGGGGCCUCGGGAUUGAGAUCUGUCAGGUUUGGACUGGAAAUUCCUGGAGUGAAGAAAAUUGUGUGCAAUGACUUUGACAAACAAGCUGCAGAAGUGAUACAGAGAAACAUUGAUAGAAAUAAUCUGCAGCACCUUGUGGAAGCAAGUUGUGCUGAUGCCUCGAUGUUGAUGUAUCAGAACAAGAGAUUUGAGGACAGGUUCGAUGUUGUAGACCUAGAUCCUUACGGUACUGCUGUGCCUUUUUUCGAUGCCGCUGUUCAAGCGGUUCGCGAUGGUGGCCUGCUGUGUGUUACGUGCACCGACGCCGCCGUGCUGUGUGGAGCCAAUGUGCCAGAGAAAUGCUUCACCAUGUACGGAUCCAUGCCAGUCAAGAGCAGGUUCUGUCACGAAAUGGCACUGAGAGUAAUCUUGAGAUGCCUGGAGGCGCACGCCUCUAAGUAUUCCAGGUACAUCGUACCACUGGCAUCCCUUAGCGUAGACUUUUACUUCAGAAUAUUUGUUAAAGUCUAUACUGGCCAGCUGAAAGCCAAAUUCUCAGCCGCACAUACUGGUAUGGUCUACCACUGCCCAGGUUGUGGGUCCUUCAUAACACAGCCUCUUAGUGAAGUCUCAGCCACAAAGGGUGACAACUAUAGAUUCUCAGCAGCGAAAGGACCAAAAGUAUCAGAAGUGUGCGUGCACUGUGGAUCUCACCAUCGCAUAGGUGGGCCGAUGUAUCUGGGACCUCUACAUGAUCGUGGCUACAUGGAGAGGGUGAUAGGCCAUGUGUUGUCAGAGCCAGGUAAGUUCGGGACGGCUAAGAGGAUCGAGGGGAUGCUGUCCAUGGCAGGGGAGGAGCUUGAUACCCCGCUGUACUGGGAGAUAGACGGCCUCUACCAGACUGUUCACUGCGAGCCUAUGAAACUGGUCACCAUCAUGUCGGCUGUGCUCAAUGCAGGUUACCAAGUGUCCUAUUCCCAUGCCUGCAAAAACUCCCUGAAAACAGAUGCACCAAACUCUGUGAUUUGGGACAUCAUCCGUGCUCACGUCAAAAACAGUGAUAUCAAGACCAAGAGGAAUGUACCAGGCACCCCUGGCUACAAGAUCCUAAGUGUGCCCCCAUCCCUGGAGGUGAACUUUGACACCCACCCAGACGCUGUACCGAAGUCUUGUGCCCAAAACCUGCUGCGCUUCCAGCCCAACCCCCAGGAGAACUGGGGCCCCAAGCCCCGUGCCAAGCGUCAGGGAGACGACGAUGCCAUGGUCAACAGACGCUUGCAGAAUCAAGGGAAGAAAAAACGAAAAUUGACUGACGGUAACGAAGACUCGUCUAACAAUAAGGACUGUAACAAUGAUGGCAGCAAAAUUGAGUAGCUGGAUAUGUUUUGUUCUAUAAUCUUUGGCGUAAGAAAUGAAUAAAUAUCAAAGUUCCAGAA